AUGGAAGGGACUAAAACUGUGACAUUCGACUCCCCGGAUAUCGAAGAAACUCAACCACUGAAGAGAAACUUCAGUUCAGACAAUUUAUCCCCUCGUUUUGGACCCAAAAACCCAACAUCCUCCCAGAUGGGCCACGAUUUUCAGGAUUCUCCAUCCUCACCCCAUGGGAUACGAACUAAUAAUUCGUUAGGAACUUCCCGUCCGGGUGAGAAUGAUCAUUCGACCGAUAAGUCAACCAGCACGAACAACUUCAAUCUCAACUCACACUCAACCUAUUCAAUUGCCGCACUGGCCGACGGAAAUUUUGUGGAACAGGGUUCGGAAAUGGCAAAACAAAGCACAUCCAGUUAUUUGAAGGAACAAUUUUUAGCCUUCUUUCAACCGUCAGACAAUAAACUUGCCAUGAAGCUAUUUGGAAGCAAAAAUGCCUUAUUAAAAGAGAAGCGCCGCCAGGCCCAACAAGGCAAAUGGAUUAUUCACCCAUGUAGCAGUUUUCGGUAA
Messenger RNA from Echinostoma caproni, 501 nucleotides. The record is from the annotation of a GenBank genome assembly. Lineage: Eukaryota; Metazoa; Platyhelminthes; Trematoda; Plagiorchiida; Echinostomatidae.